GUCUCUCCGAGUGGGUGUGUCCAGGUAAAGACUCCGAAACCUGUGUCCGGAUCGAAGGAAAAGGAUUGCCAGGGUACCAUACUGCAUCGGGACGUGCGGCGUCUCAUCGUCCUCAUCCCAACAGAGGAUCAAGUCGACUAGCACCAGCUCGCCUGAGAAGUGCGAUCUUUCCAUGUCACGCCAUGACGCAAAGAUCGAGCGGGAGGUGUUUCGCCGAUCUGCCGGGUAUUGCCUACGAGCGGGUGCAUGUGACGACGGGCUCGCAACUGCAUGCGCGCAACAGCGAGCGCACGGCUCCGCAGCGCACGGCUCCGCAGCGCAUCAACAGGUGAUCACAAUCGCACUCAUUAGGAACGCACGGCAGAAACCCCGGAACAAAAUAAGGAGUGAGCAUUCAGUCAGUAGCUUGCAACGCAACAAACGGCAGCAGAAGAAACGAAAGCUGAAUAACCACAGGAGUAAAACACGCAUGGAAGCAGAAAGGAUCAAGGAGGCUACCGGUUUUUCACCUACAACGACCACCACUUCGUUACUGGUCAAUAAACUCAAGAAAGAGAGUGAAAUCCUGAGUCUGGUCUAUUUUCUUCCCUUAUCAAGUGUGGGAAACCAUGACGUUGAAAUACACUUGCCAGGCUGGAUCCUCCGGAAUGUGUGGUUGACGGAGGACGCGACUCCAUCGACUGCACGCUCCGAAGGACCCGGAAGUCAGGCGCUGCGAAAUGAGACGGUCCAGUCUGCCCACCCCGCUGGUUACGUCACCAAUCCUCCGGCUUCUUCUUCUAAUUCCGGCAGGCCGUAG
Molecule: messenger RNA, 799 nt
Organism: Solea solea (common sole)
Lineage: Eukaryota; Metazoa; Chordata; Actinopteri; Pleuronectiformes; Soleidae
Exons: 3
Coding region: 173-799 (208 amino acids)
Source: RefSeq, a predicted model, not a curated record